Messenger RNA from Macrosteles quadrilineatus (aster leafhopper), 1850 nucleotides. Its product is annotated as nurim homolog. NCBI's taxonomy places the organism in Eukaryota, Metazoa, Arthropoda, Insecta, Hemiptera, Cicadellidae. The record is from RefSeq and is a predicted model, not a curated record. The coding region runs from base 174 to 917 and encodes 247 amino acids. Gene Ontology annotation, cellular component: nuclear membrane. The transcript has 5 exons.
GUCACUCAGUCAGUAUGGUUAUUGGUUAAGGUUUCUUAUUUUGAAUCUGUUCGACAAGUUUAGUGUUUUAAUUUUAACGUCGAUUUGUCUGUACCUUUAAAGUUAAAAGCAACACUAUUUAUUUUUGUUAUAAAAUAAUCUCCGAAAUAUAAUUCUAGACGCAAGCUUUCAAAAUGAGACUUUUAAGCAAAUUAUUUUAUUCAGUUCUUUCAUUCUGUUCGCUUGUUUUUACACUAUCUAGCCUUAUUACUUUCUAUAAAUUCCUCUCUGAUUUCCCAUCAAAAAUAAGCCUAGCAACCACAGCUCCUCAAUCAGAUGCAGAUGCUGCUGUGCCAAAUGCUGUUGAGGCAGUUGCUGUUGAUUUGUCUCUGCUGUGUGUAUUUAUCAUAUUACACUCGUCACUGAUUCCUCUCCACAAGGUCAUAUCUUCAGUGCUUGGAAUGCCAUUCCUAAAUAAAGUUUUUUACAGUGUAAUUUCGGCUUUAUCUCUUCAGCUUAUUGUGCGUUGGUGGAUGCCAAUCCCCGAGUUUACUUUUUGGAAUGUGGAUACUCAAGAUGUUGAUAAGCUGCGAUUCUUCACUGGUGUUCAUAUUGUCAGUUGGAUAUUGAUCUAUGCAAUGAUGAUUACUAUAGGUUUGCCAGAUCUUCUAGGAUUAAAGCAGGUCUAUUGUCACAUGACUGGGCGUUCAGAAGAAUCUACUCUGAAUUCAGAGCGUAUGAAACAUUUCCAUCAGAAAAUGAGACACCCAUCGUUCCUAGGAUUUGCACUCAUAUUUUGGGUUUAUCCUUGUAUGAGACUAGAUCGUCUGCUGUUGGCAACAGUGUGGACUCUGUACAUGCUGCUGGCCUGGCGACCCGACACUUACACUUUUAACUAUCUGGUGCAGCAAAACAUGGCUAAGCGGUCUGCCUUAUAAAGUCCUUCCACUUCACUUUCAAUCAUAAUCAAAGACUGACAAUAACAGUAUUCUAACUUUAAGAUUUACAAGUUUAUAACAUCAACUGCCUUGUAUAUUUUGCUAUGUUUCUAAAAAGAGACUAUGGUGAUUUGUUUAGUUAGAUUAACAAAUAGUAGGUUAAAAUUUGUUAAAUUAUUAACUUUGAAUUGUAGCCUACAAUCAGUUGUAGUUCUCGUUUUUAUGUGAGCUCCAUGUAGGUAAGGAUGUUAACUAUGUUGCACUAAUGUUAACUAAAUGUUUAAUUAAUGUUUAAUUUUGUAUUUUAGGGUAUAUUUUACAAUUUCUGCUUCACAGGAUGGUAAUAAUUAGAGAAUAAUGUAUGGUUUAAUCUACACAAUCCAGGCGCAACUAACAUUAAAAUUGUCUUCAGCUGUUCCUUAAGGAUCACAAAUAAUCUAUAAGGAUGUAUGUAUAAUAUAGGUACGUUUUGUUUGGAUCUUUUUUUAAAGUUCAAAAGAAAAUAAAUCAGAUUAAAAAAAAAGGCUUUGAAUUUUGGCGAUAUUCAGUUACUAACAUCAUUCAAAUCAAAUCAAAUCUUUUUAUUGUCUUUCAGCUCUACAAAAGCAAUUGACAUUGUCAAAUAGCAUCUUUGACCAUUGACUAUACACCGUCUCUGUGUAUAGUCAAUAGUAGUACCCAUUCCCAUGAGUCAUUAAGUUUUUUUAGAUUUUAAAUGGAUGUAGUUAAGUUGAGCUAAAUUUGAAAUCAACUUGUUAAUCAUAGCAUCUGUUGUGUCACAUAUAAUUAAUGAAACUAAAAUAUUAUUUUAAACCAAACCCCAUUCUGUGUGUGGUCAUGCAACUAUUUAAAACAUUUUGGGUUGUCUACUUAGGGGCCCAAAAGUCAAAAGCAAAUCCCAAACUCUGCUAACCUAUCAAAAUGAGUAAAUUA